UUUCAAAAUUUCAUCUGCGACUGAGUUAUUUAGUUGAAAAAGUGUCUGUACUGAAAAAAAGGAGGAAGAGGAGCAACAAAAAAUCCCUUUUUGAGAGAAAAUACAUCAAACGCACACGAAAGACAACAACAACAACAAAUAAAAACACACAAAACUGCCUAAAGUGAAAAGCUAAUUUACAUAUCAAAGGCAUAUACCGAGUGAUUUUUUUUCCAACAAAAAGACAAAAAGUAAACAGCAAAAAUGCAGAUUUUCAAAAAGAGUGCAGUCGCUAUUACAAUAUUGCUUGUAAUUCUCUCGUUAUGCACCGAGGAAGUCGAAGGUCGUCGCAAAAUCCUCCGUGGACGACGAACUGUCACCCGGCACUAUCGUCGUGGCAUGCCGAUACCUGCGUGGGCUAUCAUUCUCAUGAUGGGCAUCGGUUACUUGAUUAUCGGCGCUGCCCUUUACUUGAUAAUGCGAAAAGUUAUCCUGCAAGCUCCCAUUGAAAACGUAAAUUCCUACACGCCGGCCAUGAUGGAAGACAACCUGUCGCCCUAAAAAAAAAGAAGAAGGAAAGAUUAGAAAAAUGUACAACAUCAUUAAUUCUACGACUUUAAUUACUAUUUUUACAAUAAGUUUCAUUAAAAAUGUGUUUUAUUACGGCGGCGGCGGUCAAUAAUAAUAACUUUAGUCAUUUUUCA
Messenger RNA from Culicoides brevitarsis, 683 nucleotides. RefSeq lists its product as uncharacterized. Lineage: Eukaryota; Metazoa; Arthropoda; Insecta; Diptera; Ceratopogonidae. The record is from RefSeq and is a predicted model, not a curated record. Bases 244 to 540 code for a protein of 98 amino acids. The transcript has 3 exons.